AUGAAAAGGCAAAACCAAAGCUCUGUGGUUGAGUUCAUCCUCCUGGGCUUUUCUGACUUUCCUGAACUCCAGGGGCAGCUCUUUGGGGUGUUCCUGGUUGUUUACUUGGUGACCCUGAUGGGAAAUGCCAUCAUUAUAGUCGUCAUCUCCCUGGAACAGAGCUUUCAUGUUCCCAUGUAUCUGUUUCUCCUGAACUUGUCUGUGGUUGAUGUCAGUUUCAGCGCAGUCAUUAUGCCUGAAAUGCUGGUGGUCCUCGCCACUGUAAAAACACCAAUUUCAUUUGUGAGCUGUUUUGCACAGAUGUAUUUUAUUCUUUUUUUUGGUGGGACUGAAUGUUUUCUCCUGGGGGCAAUGGCUUAUGACCGAUUUGCUGCAAUCUGCUAUCCUCUGAGCUACCCAGUGAUUAUGAACAAAAAGGUUUUCAUGAAAUUAGUGAUAUUCUCAUGGGUCUCAGGGAUCAUGGUGGCUUCUGUGCAGACCUCGUGGGUUUUUAGUUUUCCCUUUUGUGGCCCCAAUGAAAUUAAUCAUCUCUUCUGUGAGACUCCCCCAGUGCUAGAGCUUGCGUGUGCAGACACCUUUAUGUUUGAAAUCUACGCAUUCACUGGCACCAUUUUGAUCGUUAUGGUUCCUUUCCUGUUGAUACUCUUGUCUUACACUCGAAUCCUCUUUGCCAUCCUGAAGAUGCCAUCAACCACCGGGAGGCAAAAAGCCUUUUCCACCUGUGCCUCCCAUCUCACCUCUGUCACCCUCUUCUACGGCACGGCCAGUAUGACUUACUUACAACCCAAAUCUGGCUACUCCCCAGAAACCAAGAAGCUGAUGUCUUUGGCUUACACGUUGCUCACACCUCUGCUGAAUCCACUGAUCUACAGUUUGCGAAACAGUGAGAUGAAAAGACCUUUGGUGAAAUUAUGGCGAAGAAAAGUGGAUUUACAUACACUCUGA
Camelus dromedarius (Arabian camel) is the source of this 945-nucleotide messenger RNA. RefSeq names its product olfactory receptor 10A3. Gene Ontology annotation, biological process: G protein-coupled receptor signaling pathway. The record is from RefSeq and is a predicted model, not a curated record. Lineage: Eukaryota; Metazoa; Chordata; Mammalia; Artiodactyla; Camelidae. Gene Ontology annotation, molecular function: G protein-coupled receptor activity; olfactory receptor activity. Gene Ontology annotation, cellular component: membrane.